Messenger RNA from Lagopus muta (rock ptarmigan), 9895 nucleotides. RefSeq names its product centriolin (gene CNTRL). Gene Ontology annotation, molecular function: protein binding. NCBI's taxonomy places the organism in Eukaryota, Metazoa, Chordata, Aves, Galliformes, Phasianidae. The transcript has 44 exons. The coding region runs from base 290 to 7294 and encodes 2334 amino acids. The record is from RefSeq and is a predicted model, not a curated record.
GUUCACCCAUCGCCGGCCAACGACCAAACAAAAUGGCGGCUGCUGGGCUCCUCACGCCGGGGUCUUAAAGGAGCCGCGUCGCCUCGGGCCUGGCGGUCGGCGAAGGCGCCGGCUGUUCGAAGGAGGAAGGGAGGCGGUAGAAGUGGGCCGCUAAGAGCCGGGGUCUUCGCACGGGGGUCGCUAGGAGGCCACCUCGUCCUCCUACGCCGAGCGGGAAGCGGCGAAGCGGCAAAGCGGCGUUGCCAUGUCAACCCAGAUACUGAUCAGAUGAUAUUCUAUAUUUUUGGCAAUGAAGAAAAGCUACUUAAAAAAAGAAUUAUGUGGAAAAUCACAGAUGUCAGCUUUUCGGACACCUACUCCAAUGUCUUCUGUUGGUUCAGGCACCAGAUCAUCAUCUCCCCUAAGCCAACAGGCUUCUCCACCUGCUCGCAAAAGUAGGGCAUGGCAGAAUCAACAGCUUGAUACUACAGCAAAUGUAGAAGCUGCUUUUGAAUCUAAGUUUUAUGAAGAUGAAAAUGGUGUCAGUCCAGGUGUUCGGUACAUUACAGAACCCCUUAUAAAAAGUCUGUCAAAACAGGAAAAUUUGGCAUAUAUAAGCUCACUGAAUCUUUCUUCACCACAGGAUGGGGACAAGAAAUUCAAGUACAUAGAAAAUUUGGAAAGAUGCUCUAAACUAGAGAGACUGAAUCUAAGUAACAAUCAAAUAGAGAAGAUUGAAAAGCUGGAUAAGCUGUUGAAGUUGCGUGAACUCAAUUUGUCUUACAACAAGAUCAGUAAGAUUGAAGGCAUGGAACAUUUACGUAACCUACAAAAGAUGAACCUUGCAGGGAACGAGAUUGAGCACAUUCCUGUGUGGGUAGGGAAGAAACUGAGAUCCCUGCGCAUCCUUAACUUGAAACAGAAUAAAGUAUCAUCACUUCAUGAAGUAGCUAAACUGAAGCCUCUACAAGAUCUGACUUCUCUGUUCCUUGCUGGUAAUCCAGUUGCCAGCCUGCCUCACUACCGCUUGUACGUCAUAUUCCACUUGCGAGCACUGGAGAACUUGGAUGGGCAGCCAGUGACAAAUCGUGACAGACAGGAAGCUCUACAGAGGUUUGAUUUAGAAGAGAUAGAAAAAUUAGAGAGGGAGUUAGAGAACGCAAUACAAGAGAUGGAGAACCUUAAACUUAACCAGUCUAAAGUACUUGAGCAGCUUCACCAUCAAGAUGAGGUCAACAAAUCAUUACAAGAAAAAACCUUGCAGCAGAAGCAAAGCUGUGAAGAUCUACAAAGGGAUGUGGAUACCAAAAAUGAACUGCUAAAGCAGAAAACAAUGGAGCUGACACGAGCUUGCCAGAAGCAAUAUGAGUUGGAGCAGGAACUGGCAUUUUAUAAGAUUGAUGCAAAAUUUGAGCCACUAAACUAUUUUCCAUCAGAGGAUGUUGAGCUUGACAGCGUCCCUGGUGAAAGCCCAUACAUUGGUAAGGCCAGGUACAAAAGAAACAUGUUUAUAACAGAAGGCUACAUUGCUAGUAAAGCUCAGCAAAUGGGAACUGGAAAAAUGCAAUCAGACGAAAAUGAUCUGUGUAUGAAAUCCCAGCUGGAACCUCAGUUUCAAACUCUAGAUGAGCAAUUGGAGAGUAAAGAAAAAAAGAUUCAUUCAGCACAAAGGAGAUUAGAAGAGCUGCAAAAUGCAAUAGGAAAAGCAGAGCAACAAGUUUUGGAAGUAACAGGGGAACUGCAACAACUGGAGGGUGCUCUGGCUCAGAAAAAAGUCUCACAGGCCAACAGGGAGGAUUUGGAGCAGCAGCUGAGUAAGAAGAUACAAAUACUGCAUCAGCUACGAGAGGAAGCCUUAGCACUGGAGAAACAAAUGGAGAAUCAGAAAAGAGAAAUAGGGAAGAAGCAGAAAGAGCUUGAAGGCUUGAAGAGUUCUCUUGCUUCUGUAAAUUCUAAAGAUCCAAGACAUGCUCACAUGAGAGCUCAAAAAGCAAGUAAAGAACAGCAGAUUGAGGUAAUGAACAAACAGUAUAAACAGCUCGAGAUUCGCCUGGAUGAAAUGCUUUCUAGGAUUGCUAAGGAAACUGAGGAAAUCAAGGACUUGGAGCAGCAGCUCACUGAUGGUCAAAUAGCAACAAACGAAGCACUGAAAAGGGAUUUAGAAAGCAUUAUAGUUGGAUUACAGGAAUACCUGGAAGGCGUUAAGCAUCAAGCAAAACAGGCCAAUGAUGAAUGUAAGGAGUUGCAGAAGGAUAAAGAAUCUUUGCUUCAGAGAUUGGCAGAUCUAGAGGAUGAAAGAAAUAGCUUGAAAAUGGUUAUGAUGGAUGCUGAAAAUAUGAGAAAGGAAAUAGCAAUGCUUGAAGGCGCGCUUCAAGAGCAGCAAGAAAUAAAUGAAUCGCUCAGAGGAGGCCAAGGGGAGGUCAGUGCCUACGAGGCUGAACUGGAAGCCCAGCUGAGAGACAGAGACACUGAAACCAAUCGGCAGAAGGAAGAAUUGGAAAGACUGAAACAACUCAGCCAGAUGGAACUGUCAGCCCUGCAAGCUGAACUUGAGAAGGAAAGGCAAGCAUUAGAGAAUGCUCUGAGCAAAGCACAAUUAGCAGAAGAGAAGGAACAAGAAAACUAUAAGCUGCUUUCUCAGUUCAAACAACUGCAGGGAGACAACAAUCUCCUGAAACAACAGCUUAAAGAUCUUCAGAAUCAGCUAAGCCAUGCAGUGGGUAACUUGAUGCACCCUGAGGAAGUCCUGGCUCGUAUAAAUGAGCUCAAGCAAAAGCUUCGGACAGGAGCAGGAGAGAUUAAAUGUCAGAAUUCAGCUGAUGUUCUGGGGAAAAGCCUUGCAAAUCUGCAGAAAGAGUUCAAUAGCAUCCUUGCUGAUACACAGAGGGAGAAAGAGAAAGCAUGGGAAAGACAGAGGCAAUUGCAAGAGGAAAUGGUAUCUCAGCAGGAAAAACUGGAAGAUAUACAGGAGAAAUACAGACAGGUGAAAUCUGAAAACAGGCAGAAUAAGAACAAGGUCCAUCAGUUAGAGAAUGAAAUUCAACUUUUACGUGAAAAAAUAAAGAGUAUGGAAGAAAUCCAGGGCCUGGCUGAUCAACAGCUCCAAGAGGCAGAUGAAGAAAAAGAGGCUAUUCUUGCUCAACUAGAAGACCUGGAGAAAAGGAAAAAAAUAGAAGAUGCCAGGGCACAAAUGCAAUUUGCUGAUCUGGAUAAAGAGCUGAAGGAGUUGAAGAGAGCAAUCAUCACUUCAGAUAAACUGGCGGCUGCUGAGCUGUGCAUUGCUAAAAACCAGCUGCAGGCUCUUCAUGGGACUGUUCUCAAAAUUAAUCAGGAACGAGCUGAGGAAUUUGAGGAAGCUGAAGAGUUCUGUGUUGAGGCAGCUCGUACAACUCGGGAUCUUGCCCGAGCAGAAGCAGAAAUAGAGUUGUUACAACAGCUUCUGAAACAGAAGGAAGAACAACUUCAACACGAAAUGGGGAAAGCUGGUGAGAAGACUGCACUGAGCUCUCAGAAGUUAGAAAUUGAUGAACUGAAUGACACAGUGGAGCAACAGAAAGCAGAAAUUGAGCGUUUAAGAUGGUUGCUGGAUGACACUGGGGCAGGUAACAAGGAUGAAAUUGACAACUUGCAAGAUGAAAUUGCAGCACUCAGAAAUGCACUCUCAUGCCAGAAUGGUUACGUCACCAGUAUAGCAGAUCCAGUAAAAAGAAGAGGAUACUGGUAUUAUGUGCCACCAUCACAGGCCUCAACUCCUGCCUCUCACAGCACAAAAGACUCUGGAGUUGGUUUACAGUGCCCUGGCACCUCCCCACCCAGAAAAGGGUGUAGUCAGGUCAGGAAGGAAGACUUACCCAGAUCAAGAGGGUGCUGGGUUUAUUCACCAGUCAGAAACAGGUGGUACAAAACAAAUCCUAAUAAAGCUGGAAGAGCAGAAGAAGACAGCAAAGGAAACGUGGAAGCUCAUGCUCACAAAGACCUGCCCUUUGUCCCACCGCCUGGUGCAGCCAUCUAUACUCUUCUCCCAGCUGGUGCUCCUCCACCCCAAGGAGCUGUGGCUUCCAGCCCUCCUCCUGCAGCUGCAGAUGGAGCCUCCAUUGCUCCUGGCUCUGUUCCCUAUGGCCUGCCUCCUGUGGGAGCCCAGGUUGUUUAUGGCCUUCUUCCUCCAAACUUUGCUGUCCCACUCGUUCCUUUUGGAGGUCUUCACUGCAAUGUACCCAAGCAUCACGACUUGGAGAGUGAAGUCUCAAGGUUAGAAGACACUGUGCGUCAUUUGAAGUCUCGGAAAUACAGAGAUAAAUGGUCAGAGGCAGCUGGGCACAAAUGCAAGAACGAAAUGGAAGAACUACGUCAGAACAUGGAGGAUCUUCUGCAUGAGAGAGAAGAGCUGGAACGCGAAGUGGCAGAGCUGCACAGAGCAGCUCAAACACGUAACAAGCGCAAGGACUUUGUUGAAGGCUAUACUGAAAACUUAAUGGCAGAACUACAGUUAGAAAAAUCUCUUAAACACCAUGAAGAUAUUGCAGAAGAAAUUGAAUGUAUAGAGAAGACUCUUCUCAAACGCCGAGCGGAGCUUAGAGAGGCAGACAGGCUUCUCACAGAAGCUGAAAUGGAACUUGAGAGCACACGGGGAAAGACUAAAGACACCAUUCAAAAGUACAAUCGUGCCAAACAGCAUUUGCUCCAUACUGAAACGGAAGCAGAGGAGCUAGAGCGAAGGGCUCAGGAAAUGGCUACUGAACUUGUGAAAGCAGAUCAGCAAUUAAGAUCAUUGCAGGCAGAUACACAGGAUUUAGAACAGCGUAAGAAGGAACAGGAAGGUGUUUUGAAGGAGAUCAACAAAGUGGUGUCUGCAAGAGACUCUGAGUUCCAGUCGUUAAACCAGAAAAUAGAAAUGCUGACUGGAAGCCUUCAGAAGCUUCAAGGAGAUAUUCAAGUUGCAGAAGGUAACGAGGAGCAUCACCUCCAAAUGCUCACAGAAGCAGAGAACAUUCUUCAGGUCAAGAAAACUGAACUGGAAGGACUGAAAAAUCAGGUUACUGCUCAGCAACAAGAGCUGCUGUUUGUGGAGCAGCAGCUCAGGCAGAGGAAGGAGCAGCUCCAUGCCCUUCAGGACUGUAUUGCUCAAAAGAAAGGUGACCUCAAGGAAGCUCUUCGAGAUGGGGAGACUGAAGCAAAGGAGAAACAGCGCCAAAUAAAAGAAAUAAGGCUUCUUCUGGAAGAUCUUAAUGCUGAGAGGAGAGAACUGGGUGUCCAAAUUGAUGAGAAGAGAGCACAGCUUUCGGUCAUAAGGAAGGAUAUUGGAAAAGAGGAAGAAAAUCUUCAAAUAAUACUUGGACAAAUCAACAAGCAUAAGAUAGAACUGAAACACGUUCUGGAAAUGUUGGAGAUUGAAAAUAAUGAACUUCAGGGUUUGAAGCUACAACAUGAUCAGAAGGUCAAUGAACUGGAGAAGACUCAGGUUGCAGUUCUAGAAGAGAAGCUGAAAUUGGAGAAUAUUCAGAGAUUAUUCCAGUGUCAGCAAGGGGAAGUGGAUUGGCAGGAGCAACAGCUUCAGAAGGACCGUCAGGAAAGUGAACACCUGGUUUCUCAGAUGCGCGCUCUGCAAAGCAAUAUUGAGUCUCUGAGUAAAGAGAAGCAAAAGCUUGAAGAGGACUGUCAGAGUUUGGAAAGGAAGCUGUCGCAAACCAGAAGAGACCUGAGUGCUGCUGAAGGUGGCAUCGGAGCCGCGUCGUCCAAGGUAGAGAGAAUGGAACUGGAGAUUGAAAGCCUGCAGCAGGAGGCAGAUGUACUGAAUGAACAGAAAAAGUCACUGCGUGGAGAGAUGGCUGCUGUACAAAAAGAUCUUCAAGAAAAAAAGAAUGAACUGGAGAUGCUGAAAGGAGAAUUAAGUGAGUCCAGGCAGCAGCUUCAGCUGGCAGAACAGAAUUUGAAAGAUAAUACAAAGCACCAGGAAGAGCUGCUGAAAGAGCAGGCAACCCUAAAAGAAGAUAUUCUAAAAUGUGUGAGGAAAUGUAAGGAUUGCCAAGAGAGACAGAAAAAGAGAGAGAACCAUUUGCAGCAGCUCCAGAAAGAGAUUGAAGAGAAAGAAACAAUACUGGCCAAACAAGAAGCGAUCCUUUAUAAGCUCAAGCAAAAUUCAGAACACGAAGGGAAAAAACUGGAAGAAAAUACUGCUAAACUCAAAGAACAGAAACUACUUCUGGAAAAGGAACUCAGGGAUCAGCGAGAGAAACUGGAAGAGGCAGUAGCAAAAGUAAGGCUGGCAGAAGAAAACAACAGGAAGCUGGAAAAAGAAGCAUCUCAACUUGCAGCGCUUGAAGAAACUGUCAGAAAAAGCAAACAUCAGGUAUCAGAAAAAGAACUACAGGUACAACAGAAAAAUAGAGAAAUUCAGUCUCUCCAAAACGAAUUGAAAGUCUCCAAGUCUGAGGUGAACCAUCUGCAGGGGCAGCUAGCAGCAGAAAGGAAAAGAGCAGAAAAACGGAUCUGCAGUCUGAAGGAAGCGAUGAAAAUGCAGAGGACACAGUUUGAAAGAGAACUGCAUGAACAAAAGCAUGCAAAUAACUGCCUGCAGAGUGAUAUAGCAGCUGCUGAACAAGUGGCACAGAGCAACCAUGAGCGAACCAAGCACCUGAUGAAAGAGCUUGGCCAGAUCCAGCAGAACUACGUGGAUCUCCAAAAUCAGGUUAAGACUCAAGAAGACCUGGAAAAGAGACAAAGGGAAAUAGAGGACACAGCAACGUUGCUUAAAUCAGAGGUUGAAGACAGUAUUAAAACAAGGUUUAAAUCUUCAAGCCCAUCUCCUCCAGAACUGCUGGAAGAUUUGGAAGCGUUUUCUGCAGUAAACAGAAGCAUGCAGUGUGAAUCUGAUGAUUUAGAGGAGAUGUUUUCGUUUGCUGAUGCUGACAAAAAAUUGUUCUCACUGGAAAGGAAGUUGGAUUUUUCUCAGAUCUUCAUAAUGGAUGAACAGUGGCGUGGAGAGGCUCUCCGAGAGAAACUGCAGCAUCAUGAGGAUCGGCUGAAGGCUCAGCUCUGGCACUGCAUGUCCAAGCAAGUGGAUGUACUGAUCAGAGGAAAACAACAAACACAAGGCACCCUUCACAGCCUGAAGCGACAGGUUGACGCGCUGGAUGACCUGGUCAGCAGCACUUCCUCAGACUCGCUGUUCCUAACUGAAAGUUCAUCAGGUCUGCUGUCUCUUCGUGAUGCUCUGAAUGUAACAAAAACACAGGCUGCCCUGACAGGACACACACACUUCCCCAGCAGCUCAGCAGGCGUUCCAGCAGUGGCACAGACGUGGCAUUCCUGCUCAUGAGAAAUUCCUCAGUGAAGUGCCAGAGAUGUACAGCUGCAACUGUGGAUGCUGCAUGCCCGGAACAAGUGAGGGCUGUGCCCCAGGCAGAGCAGGUCACACCGUGCCAGCUUCUCUCCUUCAUGUGCAGUCACUCCUGUCCCUCUCUUAGACAGCAGCUGAUCUGCAUGUGCUCUGGUGCUCCCUGAGGCUGUGCCAUCAUCUUCCACUCCUGAAGCCUUCUACCUCACUGCUCUACAAGCCUUUUUAAAAAGGUAUUUACCAGCAAUAACAGCUCAGUACUGUGAAGUUUCUGUAUGUCUGUAAGGGAGUUUUCUGUAUAUAUGUUAUUCCAAAAAAUAAGGAUUUAGGAGUGUCUACAACUACUGUUCCCAUUGAAGUGGGGGUAUUUCUCAGUUUACCUUUUGAGUUGUCACAUUUUCAAAUGCAUGAAUGUUAAAUAAAAUUAUUUUUGAAUACUUUCUUACAAUAAGUUUAUGACUACAGCUUACCUUCAUCCUUAUUUCUCCCCAAGUAUUGUUUCUAAUACGCAUCCUGUAACACCUUGAUGGUGGCAGUAGGAGCAGCUCCAAGCACCUCUGUGCUCCUGCACACCUGAGGGGACACAGUGACUUUCCAGAGCUUCUCCCCCUUUUACUGGAGGCUGAUUUCAGUGCUUUUCCACCUUGCCCUCUCAUCUACAUGAUCAUCAUCACCUGCCACCUCUGGCCGCAAUAUUCACGCUCCCCACUCCCCCAGGCCUGUUACAGCCCUAGGCAGGCUUUAGGGAAGCAGAAAAGCAAAAGCAGCCUAUCGCAUUUUACCCCUAAGGCCCCUCUUAAAAGUUAACAAAAGCAGUUAAAGCACAACUGCCUCCCCUAGAAGGGAAUCUUGUGUAACUUCUCUCUUCUAACAGCUUUCCCCAGCACCCAAAGCAGAAGUGCCCACACAGCAGCAUUUGCAAGGCAGGGCAAUGGGGCAGGCAGAAAAUAGCCCAGGAAGGCAGGAGUGAAGAAUGGCAGCCAUAAGGCACAGCACGAGUAGAGAAGGGCAGAGCAAGAAACACAAGGCACUGCAGUUUAUCUAGAUACAGGUACUUUAUUUACAAAUAUUUAGAUUAAUAGCAUUGUUACAUCAAAUGAGGAGUACAGCAGUCCAAACAAAUCCUUUCUGUGACAGAAACAAUAAGGCCUACUGUAACUUAUUCUGGGAAUACAGGUAUUGCACCUCAACAAGCUGUAGUCAUUAGAACAUUUACUUCCACACUUCAUGGCAGCAGCAGGUCCUGGUCCCUGGGCAAACCCCGCUGUGGUGCAACCUUGGUUUAAGCAGGACGCAUCAGCUGUAGAGCUCAAACACCAUCUACUAGAGAGUACUAGUUAAAAAAAACUAACCAGACAAAACGAAGGGACAGCGCACAAACAAGUUACCCAAAUCCUAUUGUCUGCACAUUCCAGUUUUUUUGGCUUUUAUUUAACAUUGACUGUACAAUACUCUGGUACCAACUGUUGACUUACAUGUCCGAACAGUUUAUAGUUUUAGUGUCUAGAAAAGGAAUUUAAGACUACUUUGUAUUUUCAACACUGCAGUAAGACUAGAAGUUGGACACCUGAUGGUGGUUAAACACCCUUUCCUUUUUGAAACUGUACUCAGCGUAUUCUUGAAGCUACAUGUGACAUACAGUGCUGCAUAGUGACACGUUCUAGUCCUGACAGCACAGUAAAUCCCACUCAGUUGUCGUGUACACGCGUGGGUUUUGCUGUCUCCCCUUUACACAAGUAGCACAUUGCUACACAGGAGGGUGGCACUCGUCAAGAAGAAACCUGCCCCAGAAGCAGCCCUCAGCUGUAGUGUUAAAACACAACAGUAGCUACAACUCCCUAGAGAACACAAGUUGUUCUGACUGUCCAGUUCGGUAUCUGACCAUUCAAAAGUUAAAGGUAUAAAAGCAUAAGAUGUGCAAGAGAACCGGCCUUGGUACACAAAGCAAGGCAGGUCAUGAAGCCCAAUAAUGCAAAAUGCUUACAGAAGAAAAAAGCAGGUUAGCACACUGCUGAUUGCACAGAACAGGAUUAAUAACAUGGCAUAGAUAUACCACAGUGCAAAGAUGAAGGACAGAUUCCACUAGUGUUAAUUUCGGCACUGGGGCUGGAGUUCCCCAGCACAAUGUCCACUGUCAACACCAAGGCGUUAAGCUGCUGGUAGUGAACUGCAGUUACACCAUGUCUGUACUGAUGGGCAGCGUGGUCACAUACAGGUCAUACUGUACAACUGAUAUUUUCUUAUAUACUGUUCUAAUGCCAGUAAUCAUUUUCUUCAUUAAAAUCAUAUACACAGGAUGUAUUUCACUGUUAGCUCAGUUCCUUCAAAUUUUAUACAUAUUUACGUUCUGUUAGCAAAUGGAUAAAAGUGGCAAAAAAUGAUGUAAAGCUAUGAGCACAAGAGUGAAUGUUUGCUUCCCUGUGCAAGGUGUGCACUCCUGCGCCACCCCCUGCCCCCAACAUGCACACAUGGGGAAUUCUUCCAACAAAGCACAUUGGUACGGAGCCCCUUUCUACCAUCAGAAGUCAUUUCACAGCAAAAAAAAAAAAACAAAACCAAAAACUUAUCCUUUACUAUGGACAG